This is a messenger RNA of Scaptodrosophila lebanonensis, 834 nucleotides long. It is a transcript of the gene COX4, whose product is annotated as cytochrome c oxidase subunit 4 isoform 1, mitochondrial. Gene Ontology annotation, biological process: mitochondrial electron transport, cytochrome c to oxygen. NCBI's taxonomy places the organism in Eukaryota, Metazoa, Arthropoda, Insecta, Diptera, Drosophilidae. The record is from RefSeq and is a predicted model, not a curated record. The coding region runs from base 16 to 663 and encodes 215 amino acids. The transcript is spliced from 3 exons.
CUAUCGUACAUCGAUAUGGUUUUCUUUCGCAAGUGGCAACACCGGCCCUACACCCAUGUGGCAGCGUUCCACAGUCGGCCAUUAUUUGCAACGAGUAGAAGUGGCAUUGUAACCAUGGCUCUCAGACUAAUCAACCACGCUCUGCGCCGCCAGUUGGCUGCUCAGCUGCCACGCAACGCCCAAGUCGGCAGCGUCGCUUCCGUCCACACAUUGGACAAGAUUGGCAAACGCGAGGUCGUUGGCUAUGGCUGGAACGGCACCGCCUCCUAUGCCGAUCGCGUGGACUAUCCCCUGCCCCCCAUACGCUUCCGUGAGCCCAACAAUGAGAUCAAUGCGCUGCGCGUCAAGGAGCAGGGCGACUGGAAGAAGCUGAGCCCACAGGAAAUUAAGGCCCUCUACCGUGCCAGCUUCUGCCAAACCAUUGCCGAAGUGCAGGCCGGCACCGGCGAGUGGAAAAUGCAUUUGGGCAUUGGUCUGCUCUUCACAAGCGCCGCCAUCUGGAUUGCCAUUCUGAUGAACCUGUUCGUCUACGAUGAGUUGCCCGUCACCUUCGACGAGGAGCACCAGAAGGCUCAGCUGAAGCGCAUGCUUGACCUGGAAGUCAACCCAAUUACCGGCUUGUCCUCCAAAUGGGACUACGAGAACAACAAGUGGAAGAACUAAAGCGCACCCAGCAGCCCAGCAACAAAUUCCAAGCUUGAUGUUGUAGUUUUGUGUCUUACAGCCAGUCAGUAAUUAAGUGAACAGUUAGCAGAAGUCUAUGUUUAAGUCGCUCCUAUGUUUCUUCAAGUCUAAUACAAUAGAGGCAGAUAUAAACAACAACAUUAAACCUCA